GCGAAAAGGAGUGGGCUGAAGUACACUCAUAUUAAUCUGAAAGCAAUCGUUUAAUGGCUGCAUUAUUUAACAAGUUGGGUUAUCGCGUUUUCUCCUCACUCAUUUUGACUUUUUCCACAAAAUCACCGUCGAGACUGCAGUGAGAAGUUCGUAGCAAAGUUGUUUUUUCUUCAUAUAAAGGGGCUUUUUCAGGUGAUGUUGACAGGAGACGCACCAACUAAAGUCUCGGCUUGUUUUAUCGAGAUACUUUUGGACUGCUGAAGGUUUCGUGUCACCUGGGACAGAUUUCACUUCCUCAUCGGGGCUUUGGUUUGUUUUUUCGCCUCGAUAUCAACUGUCGGUAUUUUUUUGGGGUGAAUGGGAAUUUGUGUGCUGUCGCUCAGAUGAAAAGGCUCUUCGGACAGUAAACAAGUCACCUGUUAUUACCCGAAACGUCUCGGUUUUUGCCUGAAAAAAAGGUACUGCAUGUUUGUGUGUGUUACCAGCUCUAAUGUUAGCAGCUAGAAAACAUCAUCCCCUGUGAGAGGAUUGAACCGCCUCACCAUGACGGAGGUGCAGACUCCAUGGCCGCAGGGCACAGAGUGUGUUGCCAGGUACAAUUUUAAAGGCACAUCAGAACAGGACCUGCCCUUCAACAAAGGAGACGUGUUGAGUAUUAUUAUCGUCACCAAGGAUCCAAACUGGUACAAAGCUAAAAAUGUUGCCGGUCGCGAGGGAACGAUUCCUGCCAAUUAUGUUACGAAAAGAGAAGGUGUGAAAUCAGGAGGGAAGCUGAGUUUGAUGCCAUGGUUUCAUGGGAAGAUAACUCGGGAACAGGCAGAGCAGUUGCUUGUCCCUCAUGAAACCGGCCUGUUCUUGGUGCGAGAGAGCACCAACUUCCCCGGCGACUAUACCCUGUGUGUGAGCUGCGAAAGCAAGGUGGAGCACUAUCGCAUCGUCUACUCCAACGGCAAGCUCACCAUCGAUGACGAGGGGUACUUUGAAAACCUCAUGCAGCUGGUUGAGCACUACACCAAAGAUGCUGAUGGUCUGUGCACCAAACUAAUAAAGCCAAAGCUGGAGGAAGGCACGGUGGCCGCUCAGGAAGAGUUCUCCAGGGGUGGCUGGUCGAUGAGCAGAAAAGACCUCAAGCUGCAGCAGGUUAUUGGAAAAGGAGAAUUUGGAGAUGUCAUGGUGGGAGACUACAGAGGGACUAAAGUAGCUGUGAAGUGCAUAAAGAACGAUGCUACAGCACAGGCCUUUAUUGAAGAGGCUUCUGUCAUGACGCAACUACGGCAUGAUAACCUAGUGGGGCUGCUUGGAGUGAUCGUCGAGGAGAACGGGAGUCUGUUUAUAGUUACUGAGUACAUGGCCAAAGGCUGUUUGGUUGACUACUUGCGUUCCAGAGGCCGGACAGUACUUGAUGGAGAAGCUCUCCUUAAUUUUGUUCUAGACGUCUGUGAAGCCAUGGCUUACCUGGAAAACAACAACUUUGUCCACCGAGAUUUAGCAGCCCGCAACGUUCUUGUGUCAGAAGACAACAUGGCCAAAGUCAGUGACUUUGGUCUGACCAAAGAGGCCUCCUCCACUCAGGACACUGCCAAGCUGCCGGUGAAGUGGACCGCCCCGGAGGCUCUCAGGGAAAAGAAAUUCUCCACCAAAUCGGAUGUUUGGAGCUACGGUAUUCUGCUUUGGGAGAUUUACUCUUUCGGCCGAGUGCCUUACCCAAGAAUUCCGUUAAAAGACGUCGUGCCUCGAGUGGAGAAGGGAUACAAAAUGGACUGUCCAGAUGGCUGUCCUGAAGUGGUGUAUAACAUCAUGAAACAGUGCUGGAACCUGGACCCUGCUGCUCGACCAAGCUUUCAGAUGUUGAAGGAGUGGCUACAACAUAUCAACCAAGGGAAAGGGAAAAAACCUUAACACAUCUGACAGAACGGAUA
Messenger RNA from Notothenia coriiceps (black rockcod), 1919 nucleotides. It is a transcript of the gene csk, whose product is annotated as C-terminal Src kinase. The record is from RefSeq and is a predicted model, not a curated record. Gene Ontology annotation, biological process: protein phosphorylation. Gene Ontology annotation, molecular function: ATP binding; protein tyrosine kinase activity; protein binding. The transcript has 13 exons. Bases 544 to 1899 code for a protein of 451 amino acids. Lineage: Eukaryota; Metazoa; Chordata; Actinopteri; Perciformes; Nototheniidae.